AUGGUCGACAUUCCCCAGACAUACAAGGCCGCGGUCUACGACCAGCCUGGAACCAUUUCCACUAAGGUUGUGGACCUGGAGGUGCCAGAGCCUGGCGCUGGUGAGGUCCUGAUCAACCUAACACAUUCGGGUGUCUGUCAUUCCGACCUCGGUGUCAUGACCAACACAUGGAGUAUACUCCCUUUGCCUACUCCACCAGGCCAAGUUGGUGGCCACGAGGGUGUAGGCAAGAUCGUUAAGCUCGGUGCAGGCACCGAGGCUUCAAACCUGAAAAUUGGCGACAGAGUCGGCAUCAAGUGGGUUUCCGGCGUAUGCGGGACCUGUCAUCCCUGCCAAGUCGGCUCCGAUGGAAGCUGUUUCAACCAGAAAGUCUCCGGCUACUACACGCCAGGCACAUUCCAACAAUAUACCCUCGGUCCCGCGAAUUACGUCACUCCCAUCCCCGAAGGCCUCGACUCCGCCGAGGCAGCACCUCUCCUCUGCGCCGGAGUGACCGUCUACUCGGCGCUAAAGCGCAGUCGCGCUCGCCCAGGCCAAUGGGUCGUCAUCUCUGGCGCCGGCGGCGGACUCGGCCACAUGGCCGUCCAGCUCGCCAGCCGAGGCAUGGGCCUCCGCGUCAUCGGCAUUGACCACGGCAGCAAAGAGGGCAUCGUGAAGGAUUCCGGAGCCGAGCACUUCAUCGAUAUCACUCAGUUCCCGAAAGACGACAAGGGCGCAGCACUGACGGAGUACGUGCAGUCGUUGACGGAUGGAGUGGGUGCGCAUGCUGCUAUUGUAUGCACUGCUGCGAAUGCGGCAUAUGCGCAGGCACUGCCGUUGCUGCGUUUCCAGGGCGUGCUAGUUUGCGUGGGCAUCCCGGAGCAUGAGCCCCAGGCCAUUGCGACGGCGCACCCGUCUGCGAUGAUUGGGAAACAGAUUAGUAUAACGGGAUCGGCGGUGGGGAGUCGGGUGGAGGCUGUUGAGACGAUGGAGUUUGCUGCGAGGGGGAUCUUGAAGGCGCAUUAUCGGGUGGAGAAGAUGGAGGCUUUGACGGAGGUGUUUAAGGAGAUGAGUGAGGGUAGGGUGCAGGGCAGGGUUGUUCUGGAUCUUUCUGGGUAG
Messenger RNA from Penicillium olsonii, 1098 nucleotides. NCBI's taxonomy places the organism in Eukaryota, Fungi, Ascomycota, Eurotiomycetes, Eurotiales, Aspergillaceae. The record is from the annotation of a GenBank genome assembly.